AUGAGCCCCCGACGGUCAUCCCGUGCUCGCUCGUCGCAGCAACCCCCUCCAGGUCCCAACCACCCAAACUCCAACACCUCGACCAUUUCAAAGCUGGAUCGAGACACUCGAACGAGCCAUCGUCCAACCCAGCGACGCCGCUCCUCCACUCAACCGCCUGAAUCUGCCGAUGGCGCCGACUCCACCUCCCGAGCCGAGCAAGCGGCACCACGCCGAAGUCGUCGGAACGGAGAAGACAAAGAACCGGUCAUGAAACAACCGCUCGAGGAUGAAGAGAAUGACAUUGAAGCAGCCGAUGAGGAAAUCACUCGCUGUAUUUGCGGACAAGCUGAAUAUCCCGGUCCCCCAUUUGCUCUAGUACGGCGGCUGGUAGGUCCAGACGACAGUGUCGAAGAGACAGGCAACUUCUUCGUCCAGUGCGACAACUGCGGUGUAUGGCAACAUGGCGGUUGUAUGGGUAUCAUCGAUGAGGUAUUCCUACCAGACGAGUACUUCUGCGAACAGUGCAAACCAGAACUGCACAAAAUCGUGAGGGCCUCAAGUGGGCCGAAAUCUUCCCGUUACAUUCCCUUGCUCGACGCAUCCUCCAGACGCUCAUCCCCUCUCUCCUCCAAUCCUGAGGCGGGACGCAAGAAAGAUAGCAAAUCUGCUCAGAGCGAAAGCACGAAGCGGAGGGCCACAAUGAACAGCCGAGUUGCCUACGACGAAGACGAGAUGCUAAGAAGAGCCAUCGAGGAGAGCAAAGAGAUGGGCUCUUUGGGCAAGCGGACACGGGAAGAAUCAGAAGAUCACAAGGGCAAUUCUAAGCGUCGACGCACGGGUUCCAACUCCUCUGAUAUGCUUUCCAAGCACUCUGAAUCGCCUGAGCCUGUGGCUAUCGACGAGGGGUCUCAGGCGCUCAGCACUGCCUCUCAAAAGCUGAGAGGAGCAGCGGCUCGGAACAACAGAGAAAAGGAGCUUCGGGAGAAGCAAAAGGAGCAGCAAGCCGCACAGCGAGCUGAGGCGGCGAGUAAACGAAAUGCCCGAUCGGAGCGGAGAAGAGGAGAGGAUUCACCACCACCAACACCGAGCCUCUCCCCGGCAAAAGCCGUACAGAGCAACGGCAGACCGAAAGCUGAGACUCCUCCUUCGGGCCGUUCAAACAUCAAUGGCCGCAAAACAGGCGGCAGAGCACCAGUACGACGAGCAAGGCUGGGACGGAAUCAAAAUGCCCGUGAUCGAGAGAAUGGUGACGAAGAGAGCACACCACACCACGACGCUUCCCACGAGUUGAAUGGUGGUGAUAAAUCCGGUGGUGCCUCCCCUCCUGCUAACGGGGCCGAAGGCAAAGACCACACCAAAUCAGCGACCGGCCAUGGCCAUAACAUCAACGGAGAAAGCGGGCGCAGUUCAAAAGCCAAGACUCACCCAGCGCGAACGAGCAUGAAUGAAAUGAAACGCCGUGUUGCUGCCAUUCUCGAGUUCGUGGGACGAAUGCAAACCGAGCGGACGACGCAACUAGCGGCACAGAAUACCGCGAAUGGCCACGGGAGUGACGGCAGCUCCAAGGGCACAAACACGCCGAAUGGGCUGAGUAAAAGUUCUAGCGGAUCCAGGUUGAGUGCGGCGGGCGCGAGUGCACUACCAACGGCGAGCCUCGUACGGGCGGUAGAAGCGGGGUUGAAAGAUGUUCAGGAGAAAGUGGGAGAUGGUGGCGAGAAUGCCAUGCUCAUGAUGGACGACCGAGAGUUUGGGACAAUGGGUAGCGUGGACAUGAUGGAAUCGCUUACCAAGAAGUUGGUGCAAUGGCAGAGCAUGUAUGGGGUCUAUUCGCGGUGA
Molecule: messenger RNA, 1818 nt
Organism: Cladophialophora carrionii CBS 160.54
Lineage: Eukaryota; Fungi; Ascomycota; Eurotiomycetes; Chaetothyriales; Herpotrichiellaceae
Exons: 4
Coding region: 1-1818 (605 amino acids)
Biological process (GO): negative regulation of rDNA heterochromatin formation; negative regulation of silent mating-type cassette heterochromatin formation
Cellular component (GO): Rpd3L complex; Rpd3L-Expanded complex
Source: RefSeq, a predicted model, not a curated record